This is a messenger RNA of Xenopus laevis (African clawed frog), 2592 nucleotides long. It is a transcript of the gene cyth2.L, whose product is annotated as cytohesin 2 L homeolog. Gene Ontology annotation, molecular function: guanyl-nucleotide exchange factor activity. Lineage: Eukaryota; Metazoa; Chordata; Amphibia; Anura; Pipidae. The coding region runs from base 227 to 1423 and encodes 398 amino acids. The transcript is spliced from 14 exons. Gene Ontology annotation, biological process: regulation of ARF protein signal transduction. The record is from RefSeq and is a predicted model, not a curated record. Gene Ontology annotation, cellular component: plasma membrane.
GUGUGUCAGGAAAAGGGUGUGACAAUUUUGCUGUCUCUUACCCUCCCUUCCGGGAGCUGGAAGAUUAACUCACAUUACCCUGCGCUCACCUAUUGCAGGGCUGUGUUCCUGGGAUUCUAACAACAAUUACAAAUUCAGCUAUUUUUACCACCACCACCAGGACCGGCUUCUUGAGCCCGCACUAGAAGUACUGCAGCAACUGCCAAGCGAAGACUAGACGAGCACCAUGGUGUUGGUUACAGAUGUUUCCAGUGACCUCACCUCAGAGGAGCAGCAAGAAUUGGAGAAUAUUCAGCGCAGAAAGCAGGAAUUGCUUGCCGACAUCCAGCGACUGAAAGAAGAAAUUACAGAGGUUACAAAUGAAAUUGAAAACCUGGGAUCAACAGAGGAAAGUAGGAAGAACAUUCAAAAGAGCAAACAAGUAGCUAUGGGAAGGAAGAAAUUCAACAUGGACCCUAAAAAGGGCAUAAAGUUCCUGAUUGAAAAUGAUCUACUGAAGAACACAUGUGAGAACAUUGCACAGUUUUUGUACAAAGGUGAAGGACUUAACAAGACAGCCAUAGGUGACUACCUUGGAGAACGAGAUGAUCUCAACAUCAGCGUUUUACAUGCCUUUGUGGAGCUUCAUGAAUUUAUGGACCUUAACCUGGUGCAGGCACUUCGUCAAUUCCUGUGGAGUUUCCGUUUACCUGGGGAGGCUCAGAAAAUUGAUCGUAUGAUGGAGGCCUUUGCACAGCGAUACUGUCAAUGCAACCCUGGUGUAUUUGAGUCUACAGACACAUGCUACAUUCUAUCCUUUGCCAUAAUUAUGCUCAACACCAGCCUGCACAAUCCCAACGUCAAAGACAAACCGACUGUAGAAAGAUUCAUUGCCAUGAACCGAGGCAUCAACAAUGGAGGGGAUCUGUCUGAGGACUUGCUCAGGAACUUGUAUGAUAGCAUAAAGCAUGAACCAUUUAAGAUUCCGGAGGAUGAUGGAAAUGACCUUACUCACACUUUCUUCAACCCAGACCGGGAAGGAUGGCUUCUAAAACUAGGAGGGGGUCGUGUUAAGACGUGGAAAAGACGUUGGUUCAUUUUGACUGACAACUGUCUCUACUACUUUGAAUACACAACGGACAAGGAACCCCGGGGGAUCAUUCCUUUAGAAAACCUUAGCAUUCGGGAGGUAGAAGAUUCCAAGAAAAUGAACUGCUUUGAGCUUUAUAUCCCGGACAACAAGGACCAGGUCAUCAAGGCGUGUAAAACCGAAGCAGACGGCCGCGUGGUGGAAGGAAACCACACAGUAUAUCGAAUCUCUGCCGCCUCUUGUGAAGAAAAGGAUGACUGGAUGAAAUGUAUCAGGGCUGCUAUAAGCAGAGAUCCAUUUUAUGAGAUGCUGGCUGCUCGCAAGAAGAAAGUUUCCUCUAUCAAGAGAACAUGAAAAAAAUGAAAAGAAGAACAUUUUUGUAAAAAGGGGACCUGAAGCUUUGUUUUGGCAUUUGUCUCCAGAAAUCUUCAUGCAAACACGGAGAAGCAUUGAUUGAAUGAUCCCACAGACUUGACUGCUGUAAACCAUGCCCUGUGGGCGACGUAUGCAGCUACAGAUGCUCUUGUUUUUAUGUGCACAGGUAAGGGAUCUAUUAUCCAGAAUGCUUGGAAUCAGUGACUUUCUGGAUAAGAUAGAUCACCUUGCUUAUGAUCUGCCCAAAAUAAUACAAAGCCAAAACAUUUUAAUCAGCACUUUUGGAUUGGAGACAUCGUUACAAUUGUUUUCCCAUCACCGUGGAUUAAGACUGGACUAGAUGAGCAAAAGUAUGGUACGAGGUAUUAUUCCACUAAAGAGUCACAUAAGUCAAAAAUAAAUAAAAAAUGUUUAUUUAUAGAGGACACUCAGGGAAAUCACAAUGCCAACUCUCUGGAUUCUUUUUUGUAAUGCUUCCCUGGUACAGACUAUAGCAAAUGUAAGGGGUUUUUUUCUGACUUUUUAUUCUGCACUCUUUACAUUAAAAAUCUAGUAUUUGAAGAUAUCAAGAAUAUGUUUGCUGUUGGCUAAGAUCGAAUACAAGGUUUCUUACACAGGUAACACACAGUAGAAUAUUGCCUAUAUAGCUUAUUAAACUGAUGGCUAUUAUCAUUUUCUACUCUACAGGGAAGUUCACUUUCUAGUUGAUCUUUAUUUUUAUUUUUUUGAUUCUUCAACUGCUAGCUUUCAUGUUCUGUCUCUUUAUUUCUUGUAGCUGCAGCCAAAAAAAACCCCCAGCACCAUGUGACUUCACUUCUAUCUCUUCUAUUUUUUAUUGCUUAUGUUUCUAUUCUGGCCCUUUACUAUUUAUUUUUCAUUUUGUUUUCUGCUUAAUUGCUAGUGUAAUUAAAAGUUUAAUGCAACCAGGUCGGUGUUAAAUUUCCUUACCUAAUUUCAACAUUAAAAUAAUGAUAAAAAUAUAAAAUAAAUAUGGAAAAAAAAGUCCAGUUGCACUAAAGCUAGCCAGGUUGAAAAGUAUGGUAAUAAAUUGAUAGUAUCCGAUAAACUGGAAUGCCUUUUUUUUUAUGUUGCAUGUAUGUAAUAGGUUGAUGACUAAGCAAUAUAUAAAUCACAGCAGUUGUGUUGCA